AGUUGUGACAGGGGAGGAAGGCAAGAAGAACACGGGGGUCCUGGAAGAAGCUAAACAUAAUCUAAUCAGUAAUCCAGUUUUUCAGAUGUGAGAGGCAUUGGAAUAGGAGGUGGGUCCGAAUUUCAAUGUCCGAAUUAUAAUGUUGAAACUACGCCUGCUCUUCUAUUUUCCCUUUAAUUUGCCACUCUCCACACUCAUUCACUCUCUCUCUUCCAAAUUCCACCUCUAUUUACGGGCUUACUAUUAUUACAUUCAUCGGACUUCCAACACCUUUCAUUGUACUCCAAUCUCACCCUUUUUUUCUGGUUACUAUCAAUUUUCUCAAUUUAUCGUUUCUUCUCUUUUAAUUCAGGGGCCUGCUGAAUCAAUCAUUCAUUCCACAUUCUAUCUAAUGUUGCAUUUUGACAACAGUCUCGUCGAUAAAAUGGUAGCUGCAGUGGCAGCCUCGGCAGUAAUGCAGUCUUCACCGAGGCUUUUCCGGUCAUCGCCUUCAUCUGUUUCUCAUUAUACAUCAUCUAGAUCACCACAUUUUUCAUCUAUCUCCUCCACCCUUCACUUCAACAAUCAUGACUGCAGUUCUUCACUGUUUUUGAUCAGCAAAAACCGUAGCUGUAGUAGUAGCAACCCAUUUAAACUUCAUCCUCGUCCGCUGUUCAAGCCAGUUGCAGCCCUUGGCUCUGAUCUUCCUCAUCCUAUUCAACCGGGAGAGGAAGGAGCUAAAUUUGGUAUAAAUGAUGAGACAAUUAAGCAAUGGGAUGGGUUGACGGCAAAGUUUGCUGCUGCUGCCAAUAUUCCGUUUCUCAUUCUUCAGCUGCCUCAGAUUUUGCUUAAUGCUCGUAAUCUUAUGGCAGGCAACAAUUCUGCUCUUUUGGCUGUUAAUUGGCUGGGCUCCCUAACUGGUUUGCUUGCGAAUCUUUCGCUGCUUUCAUACUUUGCCAAGAAAAAGGAGACCGAAGCAAUGAUAGUGCAAUGCCUGGGAGUUGUUACCACUUAUGUAAUGAUUUCACAGCUAGCAAUGGCUGAAGCAAUGCCUUCUCUUUAUUUCAUUCUAACCUCUGUAGUGGUUGGCACUGGUGUUGUCUCCAAUUUUCUCAAUUACUUUGGCAUUCUUCCGUCUGUUAUCUGGGGUUUGUGGGAAGAUUUUCUCACUGUCGGAGGGCUUUCUGUCCUUCCCCAGGUUAUGUGGUCUACAUUUGUUCCAUAUAUUCCAAACAGCAUUCUUCCUGGGGCUAUAUCUUUCGUCAUAGCCAUGGUAGCAGCUGUUAUGGUUAGAGCGGGUAAACUCUCUGAGAAAGGUGUCAAAUUUUAUGGAGCUAUAUCAGGGUGGACUGCUACCCUUCUCUUCAUGUGGAUGCCAAUUCCACAAUUGUGGACAAAUUUCCUAAAUCCUGAUAACAUAAAAGGCUUGUCGGCUUUAACAAUGUUGCUGGCAAUGGCUGGAAAUGGAUUGAUGAUUCCACGUGCGCUUUUCACCCGUGAUUUUAUGUGGUUUCUUGGUUCGUCUUGGGCAUCUUUUCUGUAUGGCUGGGGGAAUCUCGUCUGCAUGUACUUGUUUAACAGCAUCAGUCGGGAGUUUUUCUUUGCAACCACAGCAGGCUUUCUUAUGUGGAUAGGAAUUACAUUUUGGAAGGACAGUCAGGCAUACGGACAUUCAUCUCCCUUGAGGUCUUUGAAGGAACUGCUAUUUGGGUCAUAAUAUUGAACAAUUUCCACUUCAGUUUAAGAAUUUAGAAAAGCAGAAAUGAUUUUAGGACAAUAGACUUAUAGACUAGAUUCCUCAUGCAUGCAUAAUUGCAGUUUCUUUGUCACCUGACUCAAAUAAUAAGAUGUAUAACAUGAUUGUGUUUUAACACUUACAAUCUUGGUCUGUAUGAAAGAGUCUUCGACUCAUUUAUAUUAUAGAAGACACAUUUAUGUAAUGUAAAUAUUAUCAAUUUUUGGAAUAAAUAGGUUGAGCUUUAUGCUUUCUUUCCUAUA
Messenger RNA from Chenopodium quinoa (quinoa), 1977 nucleotides. Its product is annotated as maltose excess protein 1-like, chloroplastic. Gene Ontology annotation, molecular function: maltose transmembrane transporter activity. NCBI's taxonomy places the organism in Eukaryota, Viridiplantae, Streptophyta, Magnoliopsida, Caryophyllales, Amaranthaceae. Gene Ontology annotation, cellular component: chloroplast envelope. The record is from RefSeq and is a predicted model, not a curated record. The coding region runs from base 140 to 1696 and encodes 518 amino acids. The transcript has 10 exons.